Messenger RNA from Apiotrichum porosum, 2151 nucleotides. RefSeq lists its product as uncharacterized. Gene Ontology annotation, cellular component: Cul4-RING E3 ubiquitin ligase complex. The record is from RefSeq and is a predicted model, not a curated record. Bases 1 to 2151 code for a protein of 716 amino acids. The transcript is spliced from 4 exons. Gene Ontology annotation, biological process: proteasome-mediated ubiquitin-dependent protein catabolic process. Gene Ontology annotation, molecular function: protein binding. NCBI's taxonomy places the organism in Eukaryota, Fungi, Basidiomycota, Tremellomycetes, Trichosporonales, Trichosporonaceae.
AUGAGCGGGCAAAACGACUUCAACCCUUGGGAGGACGACGAUCUGUACGACGGUGUGGACGAUGCCGACCACUUCUUCCUCGCCGACAACGACAUUCAAGACAUUAUCGACGACCUGGAAGUGCGGGAGACGGACGAUUCCGACUCCGAGGGCGAUGGGGAUUACGUCCCACAUCACACCCUCUUUCACGAUGACGAUGAUGAGGAACUAGAGGAAGAAGACGAUGAGGACGAGGACGAGGACGAGGAAGAGGAAUCAGAGGACGAUACGCCCCAAUACCCGGGCGGCUGGCCCCAGCGAGUCUAUCUCGUCGAUGACGACGACUCUGAUUCAGAGACUGGGGUUCCGCUCGGUCCUCGCCAGCUUCAAGAGCUUGCAACUCUGUUCAACAGCGAAACCGGUAUCAGCGCCGACGCUCGUUCAACGCUGCUUCAGCAUCUCCUGGGACGCACAGUCGGGCAUUCCAUGCGAACUCUUCGGCGACCAGCAGAGGAUCCUGCGGCCAGGCGCCGCGGACAGCGGUGGUGGACACCGCAACGUGAACCCCACCCCGCUGGCCUUGCCCUUCUCCGUGGUGGCGAGUUUGGACCCGUCGGGCCGUGGACCCCAGCCUCCAAGCCCGAGCAACGAGGUCGUCGUCCUGGUCAACGGUAUGGCAGGAUGCCCGUGUUCCGCUCCUCCGAGCCCACCAUCCCCAACACCCACGGCACGGUCGUCGCUUCCUACCCUUCCGUGCCCUAUGUGGGCCAAUACUGUGGUCCGGACUAUGGUGUUUUCUACUCUGCUACACAGCACUUCACGCUUCACCUGUACUCGACCAACCAGCCCAAGACCAAUGUCCGCCGACACACGACCGCUGCAGCACCGUCACCGCCACCAGAGGAUGCAGAGAGCAGCGAGGAUGACAUGUGGGGCCGCAGCAUGCUCGGCCGUCGACGUCGUGCGGCCAUGAGGGAGGAUUCGAGUAUGCGCAAGAUCAAAAACGUGCAAGGCGUGGAAGGCCAGUGGACGGUCACCGACGCAGACGCCGACCGGUCCGGCCAGCGCAUGAUCUACUCGUCCAUCACACCAUACGUCCACAUGCUCUACACGGCGGAACACGAUGCUCAGCAUAUCCGUCUCGACUUUUCCAGUCGCGAUGGAGUGUGGGGCCAUGACCACUUUGGUAUUUGGAGUAUCCGCUUCUCGGCCGACGGCAAGGAAGUCGUCGCUGGUGCAGGCGCUCAGACGGACGGCCGUAUCAUGGUCUACGACAUUGAAGCCGAGCGCCGUAUCCUCUCCGUCCCGGGUCACCGCGAUGACGUCAACGCGGUGUGCUUUGCCGACGAGAGCUCGACCAACGUCCUCGUCUCAGGAAGUGAUGAUGGCUACGUCAAGGUUUGGGAUCGCCGCUCUCUGUCGUCGAACACACCGUCAGGUGUGCUCGUCGGCGCGACCGAGGGCAUUACAUACACGGCACCCAAGGGCGAUGGGCGCUACAUUGUUGUCAACUCCAAGGACCAGGCGGCGCGUCUGUACGACCUCCGCAUGAUGCGUAGCUGGAGCGAAUUCUCCAACGAACCGGACGCCGUGGCUCAAUGGGGCCAGGCAAACUUUGACUACCGCCAAAUGAGAUACAACGCGCCCAAGCGUCUCGCCCACCCUCGCGACUGCAGCGUCAUGACCUACCGCGGCCACAGCGUGCUCCAGACGCUCAUCCGAUGCCACUUUAGCCCCGUCGAGUCCACUGGCCAAAGCUACAUCUACUCUGGCUCGGCCGACGGCCUGAUCCACAUCUGGUCGCUGGACGGCCGCGUCGUCCAGGUCCUCAACCGCGCCGAGAGCGUACCCCUGCGCGACAGUGCCGGAAACUACAACGACCCGUCGGCUCCGGAACCGGUGCGCGGGCGCAGACGCGUCGGCGCGAACGCGUACGAACACGGCGAGCGCUGGACGGUCCGUGACGUCGCGUGGCACGGGUACGAGCCCACGCUCAUGAGCACGUGCUGGGAGCUCGAGGGCAGCUUCCGCCACGGAGGUAGCAUUGCCAAGCACGAGUGGAAGGGCUUGGGGAAAGGGGGUCUGCGCUCGCUCGAGGACUGGGUCGAGAAGACUGCUGCAGAGGGCGAGCAGCAGCAGAGUGGCAGCAGGGGCGGUGAGAGGUGGUUGUAA